This is a messenger RNA of Rhea pennata, 4837 nucleotides long. Its product is annotated as N6-adenosine-methyltransferase TMT1A-like. The record is from RefSeq and is a predicted model, not a curated record. Lineage: Eukaryota; Metazoa; Chordata; Aves; Rheiformes; Rheidae. The transcript is spliced from 3 exons. Gene Ontology annotation, molecular function: S-adenosylmethionine-dependent methyltransferase activity. Bases 4021 to 4752 code for a protein of 243 amino acids.
ACGAAAACAGAAAAAGCAGCAGCCUGCCCGGCUCCUUCCCCCGAGCGGGCACAGCGGAAGGAAGCGAGGGCGCCAAGCGCGAUGCCCAUCGAGGUCAGCUGGAGCACCGAGGCCGCCCCCCCGGGGCUCCCCCCCCCCCAAAAAAAAAAAAAAAAAAAACCCUCUCUCCUGCAACUUCUCCCCCCGUGGCCGCCGGGGAGGGGGCGGCGGCGGGGGCCGGUCCCGCAGGGAUGCCGAGGAGACCCGCGGGCCUCUCCCGCGGCGACGGGGCGGGCGGAGCCCUGCCCGCGGCCCCCCUCCCAGCUCCGCCGGCAGCCGCUCUGCUCGCUGCCACACACCGCUGCAACCUCCCAUCCCGAGCCAAGCUUAGAGGGUGCCGCCGCACGGAGCAAAGCGAGGCAUCAACUCUUCGCUUUCCCGUCCGUUUGCUAUGGAAAAUGCCCCACCGGCGGUGCGCCCGCGUACGACUGCGGAUCCGCUUGUGCGAGGAGGGCACCUUCGCAGCCAACGUCCGCGCUGCUAACCCAUGAUCAAGUUAGCAAGUGUUCUGGUGAUUAACACCAAAUGCCUGGUUUCUGAGAUCACGCCGUCUGCAUGUAACUGUAUUCCGAUCUCAGCGUUUCUGACUAGUUUUAGCAGAGGAUUAGCAGUUUCGAAGAUUACCAAGUUCCAGAGAGUUUGGUGAAAAGACAAGAUUUCCCCGAGAAAUCUUCCGAGCACCACCUAAGGGUGCCACGGCCCAGGGGAAGGCUGCAGCCCGCGGACCGGCACUAGUGGAGGCCAGAACACGCACAGCAGAUACUUCCAUAAAUGCUCCCAAAAUAAACGCUGGUCAGAGUUUACUAUGGAACAUAAAUCUACAGAAAACCAGGCAUCAUUAGCUUUGAUGCCCAUGAAAACACUGUGAUUUAACCUCUGUACUUGUCUGGAAGACUGAGCGCCGUUAAAACGGAGCCGGCUCUGGAAUCACGGAGAUCAGCGGAUGACGACGAGAUUUUACAAAGGAAAAAGCUCCAAUAGGACGUGUGUAUCUUACGUGCCCGUGUUCUUUGCUGGGUAACUCUUCCUUCCAGUUGCACGUGGCUCACAGACUCUGGCAGCGUCGGCGAAAGCCUCAGCUCCGCUGGCGUGGGCGGACCUGAAGCGCCCGCGCGCCGGCAGUGCAGGUCGGAAGAGCAGCUCUCCAGCGAAGGCACUGAACUCCAGCGAGCAGCGGCUGCGUAAGCAGUAAAUCCCGUCGUUUCAGACGUGCGGCUCGUGGUGUCCAGCCCCGGGCCUCGCGGGCUGGCGUCAAGGCGGCGUGCGCCGCGGCGGCUCCGGGUAGGGACGCCCUCCCGGCCGCGGAAGCUGGCAUUUCGUCCCGACUCCGGAGCAGGAUGCAGGGUUCCUAGGAGAAGGGACCAAACAAGGGCGUGUUUUAGAGAAAUCUUUUCAGGUUUCUCCUCAAAGCUCCUUCCUCCGCCCCUGCCAGUCUUCCCAGCCAGCUGCGGAGCUGCUAAAUGCCCAGCAGUUUGCUGAAGAGAGAAAAAUCUACUGUUCUCUGCUACAUCCCCAUCACACAAGCAGAUUAUUGUUUUUUUCCCAGUGAAAUAGUAACAGAAUACUAAUGAUUGAUCCAAGUUACCCCUCUAAUUUAAGACAGACAACUUCCCCAGCUUUAUACCGAUAACUUACGCUGUUGGGAUUAAAAUUUUAGGAUCAAUUUUUAUCGUUACGCAAUUCCCGUUUUCCGCAGGACUGUGCCCGUGUUGCUGAGACGACAACCUGAAAUGCUGUAUUAGGUUGCUGGUUUUUCUUUUUUAAAUCCACCUUGCAGGCAUGCCCUCUUCACGGGAUUUUAAAGCUGGUCCUCUGAGCAGAGCUCCAGGGCUCGUGUGCCAUGUGCUGAGCAGACAACCUCACGGCACUGCGCUCGAGAACUCGUUUAUCUUGCUUUGGAUAUGGCACAGGAACUAAAUCUGCCCUCACCGCACACCGCUGGCUCUUACGGGACUGCUCUAAUAUAACACAAGGGCAGAUGCAACUUAAACAGAUUAAGGUAUUUCAAAUCAGAAUUUCCAAAAGAAUACACUUUAAUGCUACUGAAAUGCAAGGAUCUGGAGAAAGUUGUGGUCCAAACUGGACUUUCUGAAGCUUGGUACUCACUAAGGCUUACGUUUCCAAAGGGAUGGAAAACAAGAGGAAAUAAAAACACUGAGAUAGAGAAAAAGAAUUCUACUGAUAAAAAACUGCUAGGAAACAGGACAGCAACACCCAAAUACAGAGUUUUAAAUUGUUCAAAAAACAAAGUUAAGCCAUACGACUUAAGAAAUAGAAAAAAUUAUCUUCUCUGCAUAGAUACCAGAGCCAACGCGUUGAACUGAGCAGUGCUGCACCCACCCCACCGCAAGGCAAAGCUGCCAGCACUGGGACAAGCGAUCAGUUCGGCAGCAAAACAAGCCAUCGACCCCCAGACGGACACGCAGGCGCACGCCCCGGCCCCCGGCGAGGGCACCCGCAGCCCCGAAGGAUACCGGGGCCACGCAUUCCCACCGGGGGCAGGCAGCACACCGAAACUACAUCCUUCAAGGACGCUCCCGGGCCCCAAGGGCGCUAUUACAGCCCGUAUAAGACAUCUUGGAGCACGUUGCUUAAAGAAAUAAGUAGGUCAACGCUCACAUGUUGGGCAGUCAUAGCAAAAAAAAAAAGGGGGGGGGGAAGGGAUCAUAAUUGAGCUAAAUGAUCCCAGCGCAGCCUGCUAGCAAGCAGGAGGGUAAAGCAUUCCCGCCGGGUCCCCCGGGGCAGCAUCACCCCUGCGCUGAACGUGUGCGGCAGCAAAAAUCCCACCUUUCCUCUGCUGGUUCUCCCUGCUUCUCUGACAGCAAAGCUGCCAGCCACUCGCGCCAUGCAGCACCCGAGGUGGAGGCGCUUUCAGAGCAGUUUGACGCAGAGAGCGCAGCGCUGGGGCAUGCCCUGUUUUCAGCGGGUGCUGCUAACCACCUAAUUCACUGCCCCAGACCGUGCUGAAAGGGGGUCCCCAGGAAAUGAGUGCGCUCGGAGUUUUACAAGUAUUUCGAAGAUAACGUGGCCUUGGAAAGCAGAUAAAUAUCACAGCAGCUAUAAUAUAAUAAAUAUAUAAGCAGAUAAUAAAGUAACUCUGGUUAAUGAUCUUAAGUCCCCUCCCCGAGGACUUGGGGAACGGAGCAGAGCGAGUUCUGCCGUUCCCGCGCCGGCGCGCAGCUAGCCGAGGCCGAGCCGCCUCCUGAAGCAGCGCAGAGCUGCCCAGAACCGCGAACCAAAGGCGCUGCCUUUCCCUUCUUCGAGCAUCACAGCCCUCGCUGCCUUUCCCUUCCCGCUUUGUGCCCGGUCGGUUCACAAGCUCUGCGGGCAGGGACGUGUCACACACUCGCUCACGCGCCUGCCACGCAGCCAGGGUACCCAUUCGGGGUGCAGUAACCCCCGCGAGGUGCAGAGCCCUGCGUUUCACAAGCACCGUGCAAGCAAGCCAAAGCUGAACCAGGCUCAGCAGCUGGAAUGACGAUGUCAUUACACAGGUAGUCGCACGGGGACAGCUAAAGAGAUCGCUAUAGUCUGAAACACUUCUGCUGUCUCAUGAGUGCAGUUCUUCCAUGACCCAAACGUACUGCGUUCUUAACCAAACUCUGUAUCAACUACGAGGUGCGGUAACAUUCCCAGGUUCCUGGGAGAGGCGAUUAAAGUGCACUGCAAACCCCGCCACAGUUGCUCAGGAGAGCGUGAGAGCUAUGACGAUGCAGCAGUCACCAAAACGGACAGGCAAACCGCCUGCGAGGGGUCACGAAGCGCGAAGGCCCCGCGCGCCGCGCUGUCCCCUCCCUCCUCCGAGGCUUGCAGCGGUUCUGCGCGGCCGAAGCGGUGCCUGCCGCACUGUCGCUUUAAGCCGGCGUUUGGAGAGCGGCCAGCGAGGAAGAGGGACGCAUCCGGUGCAGAGCCGGCACCGGGAGACCUGCGGCCCGCGGCGCACGGCCCGGGCGCUGCGCGGUGCUCGGGGUCCCCGCGACGAUGGUUCUCCUCUCCUGUCUCCAGAGAUGCAUUCAGCUCCUCAUCUGGCCUGUAUAUAUACUUGCCUACAUGGGCUUAUGGGACUCCUUCUAUAAGAGAGUUUUUCCGUACAUCAUGGCCAGGUUUGCACCGAUCUACAACCAGAAGGUCUGCAAGCAGAAGCAAGAGCUGUUCAGCAACUUGAGGAAAUUUGCCGGCCCUUCAGGCCAGCUCAGGUUGUUGGAAAUAGGCACAGGCACCGGCACCAAUUUCCAGUUCUACCCACCAGGCUGCCAGCUUACAUGCACCGAUCCUAAUCCCAAUUUCAGGCAGUUCCUCCUCAAGAGCCUCUCGGAGAACCCGCAUGUCCAGCUUGAACGCUCGGUGGUUGCUUCUGGGGAGAAUCUGCACGAAGUACCGGAUGGCGCCGUGGACGUAGUGGUGUGCACCUUAGUGUUAUGCUCUGUAACCAACGUCAGCAAAGUCCUGAAGGAAGUUCUGCGAGUGCUCAGGCUGGGUGGAGCGUUUUACUUUUUGGAGCAUGUGGCUGCAGAUCAAUCCAGUUGGACCUACUUCUGGCAAAAGGUGUGUGACCCAGCCUGGAAGUGUUUCGGAGAUGGGUGUUCCUUGAGCAGAGAGACACAGAAGGAGCUGGAGAAAACUAACUUCUCGGAACUGAACUUGAGGCGCAUACAUGUCGCACCACGCUGGAGUCCCACCAGUCCUCAUAUCAUUGGAUAUGCAGUAAAAUAAAUGAGUAUUUUUCACUGGAUACUAGCCUUACAGUAAACCUAUAUACAACAGCGAAAUAUCCAGAAUAAAAAAUGUGAAAAACUUC